AUGUCUCUUGAAGCCGCUCUGGAAGAGGAGCGUCUCGAAAUACUGAAGCUCCUCGAGAAGCCUGCCGGUAAAUCAUCGCAUCAACAUCCUACAGGUGCCCAUUCUACUCCUUCGUCGCCUCGUCUUCAUUUCGCCCCGCUUCUCCCCCCGCUAAAUAGCCGAACCUCUUCCCCUAGCCGCGCUCCCGUCCAUUCCCUCAUAGCCGCCGCACAGGAUCCUCCUUCCGGCCGAUCCUCAACCGACUCGGUGGGAGCACCAGGUCAACGAAGCUCGACCGGACAUCCUGCCUGGCCCAACUCCAAUGGCACACCUCAUCGAAAUUCCCUGCCCUCCAUGAAUGGUGCUCCUAGAUUGCUACGGGAUCGCGAUAAGCCUGGAAACCCUGGAAACCUCACCCCCAAUGAUGCCUUCAAUUUUGCCGUCCUCCCCUCGGCUCCCCCACCCGUCCCGAAGCGAGCCACUCAGGCUUGGAAUGACCCUGCCCCGCCCUCUUCGCUCCAUGGCGGCCUCGCUCUUCCGGGGAGGCGGUCGCUUUCACCGGCUUCGAACGCGGCAUUACGUCAUAUGCAGAGAUCUCCGUCCCCGCGACCCACUUCUGGGCGACUGGCCUCUCCUCCCCCCGUUGUCCGCAACCAGAUAUCUAACCAAAUAACCAACGAUGCCGGCGUUCCAGUUGACUUGGAGCAUGCCUAUGCCAAGCUCUCGGACGACGCGCUCGCGAGAUCGGGGGGUGUUUUGGGAAUGUUGCCGGAGCGUAGACCGGUUACGACUUUUGGAGGGGGACAUGUCCGCGCUGGCACUGGGGAGUCGUUGACGAGCGAAGGGGGCGUGAGGUUGCAGAAGGACUACGAUGAUGUCGAUGAACGUGCGGUGAUUGAUUCCUCCGAUGAAGACGAGACUAGUAGUGCCGAGGAAAGCGUUGGAUCGAAUUCACCUGUGAGCGAGGAAGAGGAGAGGAGGGGGAGGGCUGCUGCGCGGGGAAACGAUUCUGGGCCUAGCGGUGAAGAUGGCGCUAUGGGAAAGGAGGAGACGGUAGGGAAAGGCUCGGGUGUGAUCAGGAGUAUGAUCAGGAUUGUGGGUGAUUCCGGUGGAGGCGGAAAUAAAAAGAAGAAGAAGGGCGGCGGAAUAGACGCCAAGAAGGGUACGGUUAAUAUGCGGAGGACAAGCAUGAGCUUACUGGCUGCCGCGGAGGAAGAGCGUAUGUGUCCCUUUCCGUAUUUCGGGGGGUGGUUCUGACUUCUUUGAUAGGGAAGGCUGUGAGUGCUAGGUAUAGUGUUCGCUCCCUCCUGCCCUCGAUAUCGGUCACACCGUCGGGUGGCACCCCUGGAGCGGCAUCCCCUACAGCAAAUAGACGAUCGGGUGUGCAUCCUUCUACAAAUUUCGACCUACCGUCGCAUAAUUCUACUCCAAUGUCCUCCGACACAGAAGCGGAUGUCCGCGAUUUGCACCGCGCUCAACAGAUGGAGAUGAGCAUCUCUCCUAUUAUUUCUACGCCGGAGACUCAACGUGUUGUCAGGACAAUUCUGCGCGGGGAAUAUGAUUCGAUAGUCAAGGAGGCGGAGGAGAGCAAUAAGCGGGUGCGCAGCUAUCUUGUUGCCACGGAUUUGAGCGGCGAGGCUCAACAUGCCCUGGAGUGGACUAUUGGGACAGUUCUUAGAGACGGUGAUACUUUGAUGGCCAUAUACGCCAUCGAUCAGGAUACGGUGGAGGAUGGUGGCAAGAUUGUUUCGGAUGACGGGAUGCCGGGAGAAUUGAGCAGCCAAGCUGCUGCCGUGGGGACCAGCCUUUCGGCGAUGAGCAUGCCUCAUACACCCGGGACAGCGUCUCCAUUAUCCAACAUUGCCAUUGGGGAUAUUUCGGAGAGGAGCAGGGAGCGCACAAAGGCUGAGCGGGAGCGGUAUAUUGCCGCAGAGGCGGUCACUAGGCUGGUGGAAAAGCUUUUGAAGAGGACGAGGCUGCAAGUCCGGGUCACUGUAGAGGUGAUUCACUGCAAGAGCCCGAAGCAUCUCCUCACCGAAAUCGUGAGUUUGUAAUCUCUUUUUUGACGUACGAUUGUCUGACUAACGUGGCUUAGAUCGACUUCAUGGAGCCGACUCUAGUAGUCCUUGGUUCCCGUGGAAGAAGCGCACUAAAGGGGUAGGUGCUCUGGAUUACACUCCAUCCGCGCUGCUAGCACUGGCUCAUAAGCUAACCUGUUAUUUAGCGUCCUUCUGGGAUCCUUCUCGAAUUAUCUGGUCACUAAAUCCUCGGUCCCUGUCAUGGUUGCCCGGAAAAAACUGAAGCAUACCAAAAAGUUUGCCAAAACCAACGUUCGGCAACCCAAUAAUCUCACGACAAGCACUCAGACUGGCCGCCUCGCCGGCGCAAAAGUGGACUAACUAAUAUAACCAACUCGUUGGAGGGGUGAUGGUGGGGGUCCUGGUUGGGAACAUGGCGUAUUUCCAAUGAGGGUUUUUUUUCUUUCUUUUCCUUCCCUUUUUUUCUUUUUGGCUCCAUGUCGAUCAUCAUCACUAUAGAGGAUAAGUCAUAGGCUCUCACUCGUGUAAAUAAAAUUAUGCUAUUAACUGUAUU
Messenger RNA from Tuber aestivum (summer truffle), 2571 nucleotides. NCBI's taxonomy places the organism in Eukaryota, Fungi, Ascomycota, Pezizomycetes, Pezizales, Tuberaceae. The record is from the annotation of a GenBank genome assembly.